AUGUCUGACGACGAAGAUGAGGGGGCAACCCAGAACGCAAACAAGGUUGUUCUUCCAGAAUUUCAUGAGCGGCACAACGAGCUUCGCCCAGACCUCUUUGAGAAGAUCCUGGUUCUUGCCGGUGAAGCAGUGCAGAAACACAAGCUGCAGAAGGAUAUAGCUCAGCACAUCAAGCAGGCUUUGGAUACCGACGUCGAUUUCAAUGAACUAAUCGGCAAGGGGCCUUGGCAGGUCAUAGUGGGCCGCUCCUUCGCAUCUUCUGUCACCCAUGAGGCUAUGCACAUCGCAUUCUUCGAUUUGCCCAAACACCAGGAGACUUUCCUCAUCUACAAGUCCUUGGGUGCAGCUGCUGUGGCCUCAGUCGCCUCAGCACGACGCUCGAAGAGAACUGCGGCCUUGCGCAACCGCAACCAGCGCGUAGCAGCUGUGGCAAUGCACGGAACCCCGGUGUGUGCCGGCGUGGUCAUCACUGGCGGAGCUGCUGGCGUGGGCUACGCGUAUGCGGAUGAGCUCUUGGCUCGUGGGCAUCAGGUGGUCAUCUGCGACGUGAAGGACUGUUCAUCGGCUGUCGAAUCUCUCAAGGCGAAGCAUGGCGAGAAAGCCAGCAUAUACGCCACAACUUGCGACGUGUCCAGUAUCGACAGCAUCAACAAUCUCAUCGAGUUCGUGAAGAAAAGCAUUGGAGUUGUGCACUACUGGCAAAUCGCCCGCAUAUCCGAGGCAUUUAUCAGCCCCGAGAUGGUGGACACUGUGGUCCGUGCUGGCCUCGGAGUGUCAGCCGUCACAGAUUGCAGUCUGAGUUUGCAGCGAGCCACGCUGCAAACCGAGGGGUGCGGCAUUGUCCUUUGCACACAUGCUGCCAUGAGAAUGAUGGAGCAACAGAAAGGUGUCGAGAGCCACAUCUUCAACACCGUCGGCAGUGGCGUCAAAGGUGGCGGCACACCGGGAUAUGUGACCUAUGGUGCUACGAAGCGUGGCCUUCCCCAAAUGACGGAAUCCCUGGUGAAGGAGAUCGAGGAAGGCGUGCAAGGGUAUGAGAAGGUGGAGACGCCUGGAAAGGUUAACUGCCACUGCCUGUCGCCUGGAAUGGUCUUCACCGACCUGCUACUCAACGACUCGACGCCUGAGUUGCGGAAGUUCCCCUUCGGGGUCCUGGCAGCGCAGCCCGAGGAGGUGGCCAGGGAUUUGGUGCCCAAAAUUCUCAGUGUCAGCGGCAACGGCAAGUCUGUUGAGUUCCUCACGGUCGACAAGAUCUUGACGAAGUUCUUUGGACGCUUCAUCCUGGGAGAAAAAUCGAAGUACAUCGACGAUGAUGGCAACGUCAUCCAAAUGCCUGGUGCGCAGUAUCAGGACAAUGGCGUUCGAGUUCUCUACGACGGUAUGAAGUGA
This is a messenger RNA of Symbiodinium necroappetens, 1389 nucleotides long. The record is from the annotation of a GenBank genome assembly. NCBI's taxonomy places the organism in Eukaryota, Dinophyceae, Suessiales, Symbiodiniaceae.